CACACGAGAGCGUCAAGUCCAUUUUUAUCCGCGAAGUGUGAGCCCUUCUUUUCACUGACAAGAACUACAUAUAGAUGUAUUAAUCUCAUCGACAUGGCAGUUGACUGGGUUGGAUAUGGAUACGCAGCUCUCACAGCCACAGGAGGCAUAAUUGGUUUUGUCAAAGCAGGUAGCGUCACUUCACUUGUUGCUGGACUUGUCUGUGGACUUUUAGCUGCAAUUGGUGCUUACCAUAUAUCUCAAAAUUCCAAAAAUAUUUGGGUGUCUCUUGGUACCUCUGGGACUUUAGCAGUCGUGAUGGGACUGAGGUUUCUGAACUCAGGGAAGCUGAUGCCAGCUGGGCUUAUGGCAGGACUGAGGUUAGGCUGCUUCAUACUCAAGGAUUUUACAGCAGAAAUCAGUUUCCUGAUGUUUACAAAGAUUUUGAUCGCCUUUCUAAGGAAAACCCACAAAACAUAAACUCAUCCAGCCAAAGGAACACGGUCAGCUUUGUGAUCUCUGGAAAAUGAUGACACUGCAUGGUGCAGCCUGUUGGACAGACCUUACAGGCUGGAGGACACGAGAUUUCACAUUAUGCCAGUCUUGUCUGAAUUACGAUAUGAGGAAACUGGACUCAGAUGGAGGCUUUGCAAGACCAUCACUGUAGAGAUGAACACUGUCCAAAGCUGCCUGAACAAAUUUAUUCUUAAUAUGCUUCAUGUAGUCAGGUUUUAUAUACAAAAAUAAAUGACUUACAAUCGAAUGUUUAAAAGAGAAUGUAAUGAUUUUGAAAGGUACUAUCAUAGUUUAAAUGAAGCGAUUUGUAACUAAUUUGAUCAUUCUGUAACUUCAAAUUUAGCGAAGUUAUUUGGAAAAUGGUGCAAUAGCCAAAUUGGAAUAGAAGACAAGAGGAUGCGAAGACGAUCCUGAAAUAUUGUACCACACAAAGUUACUGUCAGAGAGUGUCUACAGAAAUGCAAUGUACUGAAUCCUAUUCUUAGCUUAACAUUCACAUUAAAUAGAUGAUUGGUGUGAAGAUAGAAUUGUGGUGGUCUUAAAUGAGC
Molecule: messenger RNA, 1043 nt
Organism: Chanos chanos (milkfish)
Lineage: Eukaryota; Metazoa; Chordata; Actinopteri; Gonorynchiformes; Chanidae
Gene: tmem14cb
Product: transmembrane protein 14Cb
Exons: 4
Coding region: 94-459 (121 amino acids)
Biological process (GO): regulation of heme biosynthetic process
Cellular component (GO): mitochondrial membrane
Source: RefSeq, a predicted model, not a curated record